This is a messenger RNA of Dunckerocampus dactyliophorus (ringed pipefish), 1766 nucleotides long. It is a transcript of the gene tmem38a, whose product is annotated as transmembrane protein 38A. The coding region runs from base 310 to 1185 and encodes 291 amino acids. The record is from RefSeq and is a predicted model, not a curated record. Gene Ontology annotation, cellular component: membrane. Gene Ontology annotation, biological process: potassium ion transmembrane transport. Lineage: Eukaryota; Metazoa; Chordata; Actinopteri; Syngnathiformes; Syngnathidae. Gene Ontology annotation, molecular function: identical protein binding; potassium channel activity. The transcript is spliced from 7 exons.
AACAGCGGAUGGUACAUUUGAAGAGCAGCGCAUUAAGGUGUUGAUGACGUCAGGAGACGUUGUUGCAGCUGCCGUGAAGCAAACCUAUCGACUCAAAAUCCGAGCAGCAGCUGGCACACAACGCAUGCCAUGAUGAUGAGGAGGCUGCAGGGGAUGAGUGGUAUUAAUAGGAGGGCUUGAGUGUCUCAGCCUUUCACUAUCGUGGCCGGGGGGCUUGGUGGAGAGUCGGUGGACCGGGUUGGGGGGUGCUUCCGAUCCUGACUUCGCACUUGGACUACUAUAAUAACCUGGGAUCACAAGACAGGCGACAUGGAUGUGCUGGCUGUCCUCAAUUUGGGAGAUUUUGCUCAGGCUUUCUCCAAAAUGGGAAUGUUCCCUGUGUUCGAUGUGGCUUAUUACAUCGUGUCCAUCCUCUACCUCAAGUAUGAGCCAGGCUCAGUGGAGGUUUCUCGCAGGAGUCCCGUGGCCUCGUGGCUGUGUGCCAUGCUCUACUGCUUUGGGAGCUACAUUCUGGCCGACAUCAUGCUGGGAAGCAGCCCCCUUGACUACUUCCAGCACAACAGCCACAUCCUGCUGGCCUCUGCCGUCUGGUACCUCAUCUUCUACUGCCCACUGAACCUCUUCUACAAAUGUGUGGCUUUCCUGCCCGUCAAGUUGGUGUUGGUCGCCCUGAAGGAAGUGGUCCGUGCUCGCAAGAUUGCCGCCGGCGUCCAUCACGCCCACCAUGCCUACCACCACGGCUUCUUCAUCAUGGUCAUCGUCGGUUACGUCAAAGGGUCUGGAGUGGCUCUCAUUUCCAAUUUUGAGCAGCUGUUGCGUGGCGUGUGGAGACCUGAGACCAACGAGAUCCUCAACAUGUCAUUCCCUACCAAAGCUAGUCUAUACGGAGCCAUCCUCUUCACCCUGCAGGAGGCUCACUGGCUGCCAGUGUCCAAGGGCACCCUCAUCCUCGUCUUCACCCUCUUCAUGGCCACAAGCAAGGUGUGGAUGACUGCCCGCCACUCACACGGCUCCCCCUUUGCUCUCAUCGAGUCCUGGGUUUGCCAUCUGCUCUUUGGCUCCCCUCUGGGCGGAUCUGAGGAAGACCAUCAUCAUCCUCCAGCCGCAGCGGUCCCGUCAUCGCUCAAAAGCAAGGAGGAGCUGAGCGAAGGCGCUCGCAAGAGGAAGGCCAAGAAAGCAGAGUAGAAAAGCAAAGUAGCGUCACUGCAACAAUGGAACCGCGUCUGACUCGCCAACACGGCCUCCACUUGAUGGCGCAUCUCCUUUCCCCUCCAGCGAAAGAGGCGCUUUCACAACUGAGACGCUUUCUCGUCGAGCCAAAUUGUGCUCUGCGUUUUACAUUUUCAUUUACAUUUUACAAGGACUCUGUAAAGACAAUCAUCCACUCCUCCACCCUCCCUGGACAUUCGAAAGCUAUUUAUAAUGUUCCCAUCCAUGUGCUCUGUGUGGUCGUCCCACCUGCAGGCGCCGCAUGGUCGUCAUCGGAGCGUCAGUGGUUCUCUUUUAGUCCGUUUCACUUGUUUCAGAGCAGAAAGAAAUUUUGAAUCAGACAAAUGUGAAGAAAGUAUCCUGUGAAAGAUAACUUUUUACCUUGAAGCUGAUGAGUAUUCCAAGAAUUUGAAUAAAAUGAAGAAAAAGGUGUUGUCUUGCUGGGUUUUUUUUGGUGACACUGACUGUUUUAUAGAAACCGGAAAGUGGUAACUCAACUUUCUCAAACUAAAUUGGGACAAAUCUGAUAUCAUCAUAAAUGGUCCCAACUAUCUCAC